Messenger RNA from Corapipo altera (White-ruffed manakin), 2057 nucleotides. RefSeq names its product sodium-dependent serotonin transporter-like. The transcript has 14 exons. Bases 1 to 1971 code for a protein of 656 amino acids. Gene Ontology annotation, cellular component: membrane; neuron projection. Lineage: Eukaryota; Metazoa; Chordata; Aves; Passeriformes; Pipridae. The record is from RefSeq and is a predicted model, not a curated record. Gene Ontology annotation, biological process: serotonin uptake; sodium ion transmembrane transport. Gene Ontology annotation, molecular function: serotonin binding; serotonin:sodium:chloride symporter activity.
AUGGCCCUGCUCGGCUCCGCAGCGCCCGCAGACUGCCGGGCACACCGGGACGGGCCGCCCGACCGACCGCCCCGCCGGGGAGGGGCCGCCGCAGCCGCCAAUCCGCGCCCGGCACCGGGAACCGAGCACCGAGCACCGGCACCGGCACCCCCGGCACAGCCGACACCGAGCACCGGCACCCCCGGGCACCCCCGGCACCGGGACCCCCGUCACCCCCGGGACUCCCGGCAGCGGCACCCCCCGUACCCCUCGUACCCCCGGCAGCCCCAGCACCGAUCCCCGGGCACCCGCAGCACCCCCGACACCAGGGACAAGUGGAGCAAAAAGAUGGAUUUCCUCCUCUCGGUCAUCGGAUUUGCCGUCGAUCUGGGAAACGUCUGGCGGUUCCCUUACAUCUGCUACCAGAACGGAGGGGGAGCCUUCCUCAUCCCCUACACGCUGAUGGCUGUUUUUGGAGGGGUGCCCCUCUUCUACAUGGAGCUGGCCCUGGGGCAGUUCCACAGGACAGGAGCCAUCCCCAUCUGGAAGCGCAUCUGCCCCAUCUUUAAAGGCAUCGGAUUUGCCAUCUGCAUCAUCGGCCUCUACGUCUCCUUCUACUACAACACCAUCAUUGCCUGGGCUCUCUACUACUUCUACUCGUCCUUCUCGGGCACCCUGCCCUGGGCGAGCUGCGACAACUCCUGGAACACCCCUGACUGCACCAACUACUUCGGCAGGAGCAACGUCACCUGGACCAACUUCUCCAGGUCCCCUGCUGAGGAGUUUUACACGAGGAAGGUCCUGGAGAUCCAUAAAUCCAGGGGUCUGUACGACAUAGGGGGGAUCCACUGGCAGCUGCUCCUCUGCCUCUUCCUCAUCUUCGCCAUCGUCUACUUCAGCCUGUGGAAAGGGGUGAAAACCUCUGGGAAGGUGGUGUGGGUGACGGCCACCCUGCCCUACGUCGUUCUCCUCAUCCUACUGAUCCGGGGGGCCACCUUGCCCGGCGCCUGGAGGGGGGUCGUCUUCUACCUGCGCCCAGACUGGGGCAAACUCCUGAGCACUGCGGUUUGGGUUGAUGCUGCUGCACAGAUUUUCUUCUCCUUGGGUCCUGGAUUUGGGGUACUCCUUGCCCUGGCCAGUUACAACCAUUUCCACAACAACUGCUAUCGGGAUGCUCUCAUCGCCAGUGCAGUGAACUGCCUCACCAGCUUCCUCUCAGGCUUUGUCAUCUUCACCGUGCUGGGCUACAUGGCUGAGAUGAGGGACGUGGAGGUGGAGGAUGUAGCCAGAGAUAAAGGGCCAAGCCUCCUUUUCAUCACCUACCCUGAAGCAAUUGCCAACAUGGUGGGAUCCACCUUCUUUGCCAUCAUCUUCUUCCUGAUGAUGAUCACGCUGGGGCUGGACAGCACAUUUGGGGGCCUGGAGGCCGUGAUCACAGCCGUGAUGGAUGAGUACCCCCAGCUCCUGGCCGGACGACGGGAGCUCUUUGUCCUCAGCCUCAUCACAGUCUCUUUCCUGGGCUCCCUGAGCACCCUCACCUAUGGGGGAGCCUAUGUGGUGAAGCUGCUGGAGGAGUUCGGUGCUGGCUGCUCCAUCCUGGCAGUGGUGCUCCUGGAAACCAUAGCUGUGUCCUGGUUUUACGGGAUACAGAGGUUCUCCCACGAUGUCAAAGCCAUGCUGGGCUUCACCCCAGGGCUGUUCUGGAAGCUGUGCUGGGUCGCUGUCAGCCCUGCCUUGCUAGCAUUCAUAGUCAUCAGCUCCCUCCUGGACCAGCCACCCCUGACCCUCUUUGACUACCAGUACCCCGAGUGGAGCACCUCGGUGGGACACCUCAUUGGAGCAUCAUCCUUCAUCUGCAUCCCCUUCUACAUGGUGUACAAGCUCAUCUGUUCACCAGGGUCUCUCAAGCAGCGCCUCGCUGUCUGCAUCCGGCCAGAGAAGACCACUCGAGCCCCCCGGGCAGAGGUGGUGGGCUUGGCACCCAUCCUGUAGAGCACCAGCAUGGCCGGGGGACACAGGGACUGCUGGGGCAGCAGGAGAGCAGCUGCCACCGCCUUCCUCACCACAAACUGCCCCUC